CUUAAGACGCUUUUUUGUAAAGACGACUUCAAUUGCAUAUCGUGGUGCUAUCUACAUACAUAUGUAUGUAAAUACAUAUUUACAAGUAUUUUUCUUUGGUUUUUGAAAGUUUUCUUACGCUACGCUGAAGGCGGCGGACUUGAGUACUUAGUCGCGUUUUUGCCAUUUUAACUGCAUAUCUGCUAUUGUUGGCUUUCAAGUUCACGUAGUAGCAUAACUCGUAUGUAAUAACAAUUAGAAUCGCGUUGUAAACGCAAAGUCCAAGCACGUAAAAUAGCAUAUGUAAUGGUAGUAAUUAUUAAAAUGAUUAAUUAAUUAAUUAAUUCAUGGUGCAUGUGUAACAAAGCAAAUACAUUGAUGUAUGUACGUACGUAUGUACAUUUGAAGUGUAGUGAUUUUUGAAUUUGAUUUUGAUAUCUUUAAGCAAACUGCAUGAACAACAAACACACCCGUUUUCCGCGUAGAAAAAAUUUUGAAAAUAUUUUUGUGUACGUAAAAUGAGUUUGGGUGGUGAUAAAACGUUCAAGAUGAGAAUGCGCGACAUGGAAAACGCUUUCAAAUAUCGCCGGAUACCAUAUCCAAAGAGAUCCGUUGAACUCAUCGCUAUAUUGGCCAUAUCCUGCACAUUUUUCCUUUUUAUGCAUACAAAUAAAUUAAAUAGUCGCCUCAAGGAGAUGGAAGUGAAAUUACAACCAUCGGAAUUUUCAGCACUCGGCUUAACUGGUAAUCACAUCAAUUCCAGAGAAUCAAAACGUGAUAAUAUCAAUACACUUCAUGGCACAUAUCAAUACCUAAAAAGUACUGGCCAGAUGCAAUCACUAAACGCGCUGGAGUUGAACAACACGCGCAAAGCGGAGCUGGACUUAGUUUUCUUCAAUCGCGUUCCAAAAGUUGGUAGUCAAACAUUUAUGGAGCUGCUGCGUCGUCUGUCGGAGCGUAAUAAUUUUCAAUUUCAUCGCGACGCUGUGCAAAAGGUCGAGACCAUACGGCUGGCCGAAGAUCAGCAACAGGAAUUGGCCGAGGUGAUAAGCGAUUUGCCAGAGCCAUCUGUAUUUAUCAAGCAUGUGUGCUAUACAAAUUUCACCAAAUUCAAUUUGCCCUUGCCGAUUUAUGUGAAUGUUGUAAGAGAUCCAAUUGAACGUGUGAUUAGUUGGUUUUACUAUGUACGCGCUCCCUGGUACUUUGUUGAGCGCAAAGCUGCUUUCCCCGACUUGCCG
This is a messenger RNA of Rhagoletis pomonella (apple maggot), 1217 nucleotides long. It is a transcript of the gene pip, whose product is annotated as heparan sulfate 2-O-sulfotransferase pipe. The record is from RefSeq and is a predicted model, not a curated record. Gene Ontology annotation, molecular function: sulfotransferase activity. NCBI's taxonomy places the organism in Eukaryota, Metazoa, Arthropoda, Insecta, Diptera, Tephritidae. Gene Ontology annotation, cellular component: membrane.